Messenger RNA from Vidua macroura (Pin-tailed whydah), 3626 nucleotides. RefSeq names its product phospholipase A2 group IVF (gene PLA2G4F). The transcript has 20 exons. Gene Ontology annotation, biological process: glycerophospholipid catabolic process. Gene Ontology annotation, cellular component: cytosol. Lineage: Eukaryota; Metazoa; Chordata; Aves; Passeriformes; Viduidae. Gene Ontology annotation, molecular function: calcium ion binding; calcium-dependent phospholipid binding. The record is from RefSeq and is a predicted model, not a curated record.
AAAGGAUUUGAAAAGGCCAUAGUUGUACAUCAGGUUGCUGGAACUCUCAAAGAAAAUCUGGAUUGGGGAUUUAGAUGUCGCAGCUGGAUCACAAAGUUGUGGCUGCUCCUGCCCAGGGCUUCCCUGUUUGGUGCUGCUUUGCUGCCCUUAUCUUGAAGCAAUAUUGGAAAAACCUGCCAGCAAGGUUUUGAGCCGGCUUGUUUGGCAAGUGUGGGCCACACCUCUGCUUCUCCCAGCUGGAGCACAGCCCAGUCCUGCGCAAAACUUCAGAUGAGCCCGUGGCAAACAGCACUUCUUCGCAGCCAGGCGUCCAGGAGCUUGCCUUGCUCUCUGGGUUUCCCUGUCAGAUUUUCUGCCGAGGCAGCAGGACAUUUUCCCCAUGUUCCAGGAGGUGCUGCGGGGCCCAUUUCCACCCAGAGUGCUGCCUUUUCUGGCAGCAGUGCUUUUCCAAAGGAAGGAGAGGAGAGACACUGGGUUCUAUCACUGGCGGUGGGAAAAGCAUCCUUACUACAGCCUAACAGUAAAAGUCCUCCGAGCCAGAAACAUCAAGGGUACGGACGUGUUAUCCAAGGCAGACUGCUAUGUGGAACUCAAGCUGCCCACUGCAUCUCCCAGUGUCUCCCGAACUCAGGUUGUUGACAACUCUGAGAACCCAGAAUGGAAUGAAACUUUCUGGUAUCGAAUCCAUAGUGCUGUCAAGAACAUUCUGGAGCUGACCCUCUAUGACAAGGAUGUCCUUGUCAGUGAUGAGCUCACCUCUGUGGUCUUUGACGUGGGGGGCGUGAGGCCGGGGGAGCCCCUGCUGCACACCUUCAGGCUGGAGCCCGAGGCUAAUGAAGAGCUGGAUGUAGAGUUCUUCUUGGAGAAAUGCUCAGAUGCCCCUCCAGAAGUAUUGACCAACGGAGUCCUUGUGGUUCGUCCUUGCUUGUGUCUGCAAGGCACUGUCAACAAAGAGGAAAAUGCAAAAGAGAAACAGCAAGGAUGCUGUGAGGUCAAGGUGUCUGUCCCAGGUGCAUAUCAAAAGCAGUUGUCUAUUCCUUGGACACCAGACAAUGAGAAGGAUUAUGGAACCUCAUUUGUCUUUCACGUGGAUAAAGAAAUGUGUCCAGAACUGCAAGUGGAGUUGCAGCAAACCAUAUCUGUCCUGCAGGAUGGUGUGAACCCUGAUAUUGAAAAGCAUACUACAGUUCUGGGACUGGGGACCGUGCCAGUUAAUUCCCUUCCUAUUGGAGAAAAAGUUGAUAAAAUCAUUUCUUUGGGAGAGGGAAAAAGUUUGGAUAUGAGUUUGAAAACUGAAGAGAGCACUUGGGAUCUUGAUAUACGUCUGGGUUUUGAGCUCUGUAAAGAAGAGAGAGAAUUUUUGGACAAAAGGAAGAAAGUAGUUUCUGAGGCAUUGAGGAAGACUCUUGACUUAAAAGAAUCCCCUCCAAAAGAUGAGGUUCCAGUUGUGGCAGUGCUGGGCUCUGGAGGUGGGAUGAGAGCACUGACGUCGUUCUAUGGCAGCCUUGCUGGGCUGCAGCAGCUGGGCCUUCUGGAUGUUGCAAUAUACCUCUGUGGCAUUUCUGGCUCCACUUGGUGUUUAUCAACACUGUAUCGAGACCCUGACUGGUCACAGAAAGACCUUAAAGAUGCAAUCAGAAGAGCUCAGGACACUGUGUCCAGCAGCAAAGCAGGGGCAUUUUCCCCAGAACGACUAAAAUACUAUUUCCAGGAGCUGAAUGCAAUGGAGAUCACUGGACGGAAGGCUUCCUUUACAGAUCUGUGGGGCCUUAUUGUAGAAUAUUUCCUACAACAAGAGGAAGAUCCAUCAAAGCUGUCUGAUCAGCAAGACGCAGUGAAAUGGGCCCAGAACCCUUAUCCUAUCUAUGCAGCUGUCAAUGUGAGACCCAAUAUGAGCAGUGGUGACUUUGCAGAAUGGUGUGAGUUCACUCCCUAUGAAGUUGGAUUUCGCAAAUAUGGAGCUUUUGUUAGAACAGAGAAUUUUGACAGCGAGUUCUUCAUGGGACGGCUUGUCCAGAAACAUCCAGAGCAGAGGAUUUGUUUUCUACAAGGAAUGUGGGGCAGUGCCUUUGCUGCAAGCUUGGACGAUAUCUGCCUGAAGGUGGUUGGUAUAGGACUGAACUUUCUAGAUUCUUUCAAAGAUGUUAUCAAAGUUGUAGAUGACUGCUGAAGAUUCCAUUUCCGAGACCCAGCACAGCUGAAGACUCGCUUGGUUAUACCUGGGGGCCUGAUGUUACAAAUUUUUCAGGAUUUCUUCAAGUCCCGGGUCACAUGUGGAGAAACCUUCAACUUCAUGAAGGGAUUGUAUCUUCAUAAAGAUUAUGUUAACAUCAAGAAAUUUGUGACUUGGAGAGAUACUCACCUGGAUGCAUUUCCCAACCAGCUGACUCCCAUGGCAGAGAGCUUGUAUUUAGUGGAUGGUGGCUUUUCCAUCAACUCCCCCUUUCCUUUGGUACUUCAGCCAGAGAGGGAUGUGGAUGUUAUCUUGUCAUUCAAUUUUUCCUGGGAAGCUCCAUUUGAGGUUUUAGAGCUGACUCAGAAAUACUGUGAGGAGCAUGAAAUUCCUUUUCCAAAAAUCAAAUUUAGUGAAGAAGAUGAAAAGAAGCCAAAAGAGUGUUACAUGUUCGUGGAUGAUAAUAAUCCAAAGGCUCCAAUUGUACUCCAUUUCCCACUGGUGAAUGACACCUUCCAGAAAUACAAAGCUCCGGGAGUUGAACGUGAGUCAGAAGAGGAGAAAUCCUUUGGUGACUUUAUUAUUGAGUCAAAAGAUUCCCCUUACCGUACACUAAACUUCACCUUUGAGCCACAUGAUUUCAGCAGGUUAGUGGAAGUGAAUCGCUACAAUGUUCUGAACAACAAGGACACUCUCCUCAAAACCCUAAACUUGGCUCUGCAAAGGAGGAAGUUGAAGAAAGUCAUCAAUAAGUCAAAUACAUGAGCAGUUUCCAAGGCUGAGGAUACAGAGAGGCUGCAGUGUACAAAAGCCACGAGGUUCAAGACAGAACUGAUAGUGAACAGCUGGAAACUCCCUUCCUGGGGAGGGAGUAGUACACCUGGCACUGAAAACUCAUUCCAGGUUAUGUGCUCUGAUGAAAACUCAAGGGAUGUACAGUAACAUGGAUGUUGCUUCCUUGUGUGGGGAAGAGUAAGGAAUUACCUAGCUCAGUAUCUCAAAUCACAGUGGCUGAUUCCAGAUGAUUUGAGAAGUCUGUCCAAACAAUUCAAGCAUCUGGAGAAUGAUCUUCCAUACUCUACUGAGUGAUGCACCUCUUUUUGUCAAAGGUGUGUUGGUGUUUGAGGAAACAGAUUCUUUCUGUACUUGCUUUAGAACCUCCCCUCAGGAACUUUUACAAUUUACAUCAUCUUAAGAAGAACUCCACAAUUAAAAAUGACUCACUGAGAGAGGAAAUGGCUCCUUUUGCUUUCCCCUUGUUACUGGCUGAUGCCCAUGUGCUUUCAAGACUAAACAGUCAUUACCUGCUUCCCAUUUUGCCAUUCAUGGUUUCAAUUUCCUUCCUACCCUUCUCAAGGAUUUUAAUGGCUUUUAGUCUCCCAGAAAUUCUAUAUGGAGUAUCUUAUUUUGGUAAAGAAUUUGCUUGGUUAACAGGGAAAUAAAUGGUUUUUAU